Messenger RNA from Thrips palmi, 816 nucleotides. RefSeq lists its product as uncharacterized. The transcript has 8 exons. Bases 18 to 698 code for a protein of 226 amino acids. The record is from RefSeq and is a predicted model, not a curated record. Gene Ontology annotation, molecular function: odorant binding. Lineage: Eukaryota; Metazoa; Arthropoda; Insecta; Thysanoptera; Thripidae.
CACGGAGAAAACAAACGAUGCAACAUUCGCACGUAUGUUGCGGGCAUGGACUAGGCCGCGUUGGGGGCGGGGAGGAGGUUGUCCUCACCAGGAACACUGGUAGAAAUCAAGCGUACUUUUACGCCUUUCUUCAAGCUGGAUUUUUAACGGUGUACGCUGGCCGGGGUAUAAAUACUGAUGGACGGAGAGCAUCACUCCAGUCUUCAGCUGGACAGCCCACGCGACGUCCCCCAGGCCCCGCCGCCGUGCACUCACAGAUCCCCGAGACCACGAGCUCCGCGGUCGCAAUGAGGGCCCUCAGCAUGGUGGUGUGCGCGCUGCUCGCCCUGCAGUGUGCGUGGUGCCAUUCUCCCGCCUCCGAGGAGGAUAUCCAGAAGUUGAAAAAGUGCGCCGAAGAGCAAAAUGUUAAAGCAGAUGAUUUGAGGCCAUUCUUUGAAGAGAAGGAAAUUUCCAAAGAUGACAAAUGCUUCUUUAAAUGCGCGAUGAUGGCCUACAACAUGCUCAAGGAAGAUGGCACCAUCGAUGCGGAGACGUACAUGAAGGAACACGGAGAUGAAGCGUACCUCCCCGCAGUUAACGAGUGCAUCAAGGACGAAAAGAACGAUGACCUGUGUGAGGUGGCGUUCCAACACAACGCCUGCUUGAUCAAGAACGAGUUCUUCAAGAAGGGAAUGAUGUCCAAUUUUGAGAAGAUUUAGAAACCUGAAAAUGCAAAUUGCCUUUGAGGAGGAGCGCCAAUUAAGUGCUCUUGCCCUACAGCCACCUCCAUCUCCGUGGCCGUGUAUUACAAUAAACUAUUGUAUAAACCCCCCAAAA